Molecule: messenger RNA, 345 nt
Organism: Acanthamoeba castellanii str. Neff
Lineage: Eukaryota; Discosea; Longamoebia; Acanthamoebidae
Exons: 1
Coding region: 1-345 (114 amino acids)
Source: RefSeq, a predicted model, not a curated record
AUGGCGGUGUACCUGCGCAGCCUGCGGCCGGCCUUCGAGGCCAGUGCCAAGAUCUUUGGGCAGCGUAUCGGAAAUGGCGAGCAUUCGGGCUUCAAGUACCUUCAGGCGCUACGAAAGGGCGAGGCCAUGAUGAAGUGGUAUCAGGAGGACCUCGACCAGAUGAAGUUCCCCGGCUGGGUGUCCGAGCGAAGGGAGCGCAAGAUCAUUCGCACGGCCUCACGAGCGGAACGCGGCAAGGCUCCCCGGCCCAAGAAAGGUUUCGGUAAGAUCGCCCUCCGCAGAGAGAAGGAGGAGAAGAGGCUCGCUGCCAAGGCGGCCAAGGGCGGUGGCAAGAAGAAGGCCUAA